Messenger RNA from Solea senegalensis (Senegalese sole), 4612 nucleotides. It is a transcript of the gene ptpn5, whose product is annotated as protein tyrosine phosphatase non-receptor type 5. The transcript has 14 exons. The record is from RefSeq and is a predicted model, not a curated record. Gene Ontology annotation, molecular function: protein tyrosine phosphatase activity. NCBI's taxonomy places the organism in Eukaryota, Metazoa, Chordata, Actinopteri, Pleuronectiformes, Soleidae. Bases 607 to 2328 code for a protein of 573 amino acids. Gene Ontology annotation, biological process: protein dephosphorylation.
UGUGUGUGUGUGUACAUUGUAUGUAUGCAUGUUGCCAUGGCUACGGGCCAGGCUUACUGGCGUCAUCACUUCCAAUCCACCUUCACAGCAAGCAAAGAGAGAUAGAAAAGGACUCAAUGCAGCUCCCCCCGUUCAACACCUGCACACACACACACACACACACACACACAAACACACACACACACACAACUGGUGUGGUCUCAUAUUCCUCCAAGCUCACCCCAUUCGUUCAACAGGGUCCAGUGGCACAGAAGGAGACGAGAGGAGAGCAGAGAAGGUUUGUCUUCGUGCAUACUGAUUCGACUGAGGCAAUCUGAAUGUAUUUGUGAGGGUGUCUGCUUAGUCUGACUCAAAUCAUCCCUGGCUGUUAGGGAGGGAGAGAGCGGUGGAGAAAGAGAGACAGAGAGAGAGAGAGGGGAAGAAAUAUUGACAGUUUACUGUGUCACCUCACAUCACCAUCCUCCGCUCGUGAAAGCACAGCUGGGAGCUGACAAAGAUAUGACUGCAGAACAAUGGCGGACACCUGGUUGCCACAGGAAAUAGGAUUUAACUUGAUCAUGUGAUCUGACUCUCUUCCCAGUUCCCUUCCAUCUAUCAUCGGGGAUCAUGACCCGUCGGCUGAGCAGCUCCACCCGUUCUCACACUGAGGACUCCAUCUUCCUGAGGCCGGAUGAAGACCCUGUCUGGCUGGAUGAGCCCACGAAGACUGAGAAAAUAGGUGAAGGAGCACCUAAAAAAGACAGACUCCCACAAAGCAAAGAUGGACCCACAGGAGGCCAAGGUCCACAAGGAGAGGAGAUGUUUUUGCACAAGGUUUACACACUGUUGAUUGAGAUCCACUGCUGGGCUGCACUGUUUGCCAUCUCCCAAGUCACGGGGUACUGGGUGUUUUUUGUUGCGGAGGGAAAUGGCCUGUUCUCUUCCAUCUACAAAGCCCUGCAGGUCAUUGACUUCUACCUUAGCUUCAUCUUACCCUUCCACCCGAUCUUUGGAAUGGAUUCUGUGGAGCUGUCGAGGGAGAUGUCAAACACCACGCAGCAUAACUGGAUCGUUCAAGGGACUGCAGGCGUUGGUGUCGCCAUCUGUGUCAUCAUGGUUGUCCACAUGGUGUGUAAGUGGCGUUAUGGCACUAGGUUGUGUCCAUCAGGAACCGCGUCGCGAGACAUCGGUGAUCGGCGUCAGUCAGUGAGUCGCCAGCCGUCCUUCACCCUGUCUGAGUGGACAGAUGCUCAGGAAGAUCUACUGGACCUUGACACUAUCCCCCAGACACCAGUCUUUGAGACUGGUGCAGACACCAGGACAGAGGGAGAUGCUGCCACCCUCACUGUCACACCUGUGGGGCUUCAGGAGAGGAGGGGCUCCAACGUGUCCCUGACCUUGGACAUGUGCACUCCAGGCUGCACUGAGCCCUACGGCUAUGGAGCCCAGCUCUCCCCGAGAGACCAGUCGGCCCAAGAGUACCUGCGGCAGGGAACACACGUCCUGACCCCGGCCAUGCUACACACGCGGGCCAUGGAUGACCAAAGCCUGCAGGCUGAGUUUUAUGAAACUCCCAUGAACUUUGUGGACCCUAAGGAGUACAACUACCCAGGGCUGGUGAGAAAGAAUCGCUACAAAACCAUCUUACCCAACACACACAGCAGAGUGAUACUGCAAUCACAGGAUGAGGACGAUUUUCUCUCUACCUACAUAAAUGGCAAUUAUCUCAAAGGAUAUGAUGGUGAGGAGCAUGCAUACAUUGCCACUCAGGGUCCCACUGUGAACACAGUGGGGGAUUUCUGGAGGAUGGUGUGGCAAGAGAGAACUCCAAUCAUCGUGAUGAUCACCAACCUCGAAGAGAAAAACGAGAAAUGUGCAGAGUACUGGCCCGAGGACACUGUGACCCACGAGGGCAUCGAGAUCACCGUCGUCAGGGUAACCCAGGAGGAUGACUACAGCCUGAGGGUGUUUACGCUUAAGUGUGACGAUGAGGAGCGCAGUCUGCGGCAGUACUGGUACACCUCAUGGCCUGAUCAGAAGACUCCAGACAAGGCUCCACCCCUGCUGGAAUUGGUACAGGAAGUGGAAAGAGCCCAAACAGAAGCCCCGCCCUCCAGCGGCCCAAUAAUUGUCCACUGCAGUGCUGGAAUCGGACGAACUGGCUGCUUCAUCGCCACCUCCAUCCUGUGCAAGCAGCUGAGGACUGAAGGCGUGGUGGACAUCCUGAGAACCACCUGCCAGCUCCGUCUGGACAGGGGUGGGAUGAUCCAGACGUGCGAGCAGUACCAGUUUGUGCAUCACGUCCUUAGCCUGUAUGAGAAGCAGCUGUCUCACACUGCUGAGGAAUAGUCGAGUGAGUGCUACAGCCAGACCGAGACACACCACUGUACACUGUACCGCCUCUGGUGGUAUGCACCACUGUACCUAUAGCGUCAUCUCAAUCUCACCCUUUAACAAGUUUCCACCCAUGGUAAUCUCUCCACUCAAGACAGGCUCGCUCUGACAGGACUGAAUGGCUGAAAUCCGUGCUUCAUUGUAUGUCUUUGAGCAGAGCAAACAUGGGAAGAUGUGAUCCUAGAUAUCCCUCCACAAACCCCAAUCCCCACACAUCAGUGUUAUUGAUCCAUGCUGUCCUGGAGAGUCACAACAGUUGAGCUCCGAAAAAAAAAAUAAAAAAAUCAAAGCCUGCAGAUACCAUCUCAUUUGCAUCAAGGCCUUGUUUAGUACUUGAUCUAGAAUAGCUCCCUCGUAUACUGUAUGUACAAUUAUCAUAAAGGUUCUCUAGAGAGCUGAGGUAUAAUCCGAUCACCUGCAGUCAUGUUAAUGUAAGGAAUUUCAAGUACAGUCGCCCACAGUUAGUAUUAAUUAUAAGACCAGUGCCAGCAUAAGGUUAAUAAACAGUAAAGUUAAAAUGUCAGCCCAAUGAUACACUAUAUAUAUAGAGAGAGAUAUAUAUAUAUAAAAGUUUAGAAUAAAUACUGCAUAAGUUUUUCAUUGACUGUCACUUUUAAUGUGAAAUAUUUUUUACAUGAGGCCUGUUUCAACUUUUGAUGCAUUCAAGAGCCACCUCAUCUUCAGGUUGCAUGGUGCUAAGUGUUCAUUAAAGGCAUGUGCAAUGUUAUGGAACAUAGGAAUGUAUAAAAAAAACUAGGUUAUUAACUAAUCAGGAUAUCUGUGCGAUCCUCAACGAUCUAGUUUGUUUUUUUUUGUUGUUUUUUUUUCCCAUCCUGCCUGUGCGAUCCCUCAUAGCCCAUGACGUUUACAGUGAACAAAUCCUGCAUUAAGGCCACACAUAGAUGUACAUGAUCCAGAGGAGUCACAGAGCCGAGACACUGAGGGGACCGACGCCUGAAAUAGAAUCAGACCAUCAGAAAAGUCGACGCAGACCUGUGGAGAAUCUGUCGAGAAACACGGCCAUAAAAGAUGUGUUGCUCAUAGUCCUCUACAUGUUCCAUUGCCAUCAUCUCAAAGUCACACGCUCUGUGACACCUCUGCCUUCAACAGUAGCUUAAACACACUCACGAUGUAAGAAGCCCAUGAUUGUUGUAUAGACAGGCCAGGCCUAAUCUGUAUGAAGCACAAUAGACCGACUAAGGUUGUCUUUCUGAUGUUCAGCUAUAAAAGUUCUUUUUAUCUGUAUUGUGUUUUUGAUUGUGUUGAGUUUAAUGGAUUGCAUGUGCCGUAUGGGACUCCAUAGGUCCACAAUCAAAGCGACGUGAUUGGUUGUCCCGCUUUUUGUUGUGUAAAAAAAGGCUUUUAAAGCCUGUUAUAUUGCUUGCUCUCGGCCAAUGCUUUUGAUACAGUUUGCUUUUGUGAAACCAACCAGAGAUAUUUUUAGAACAUUUUGAUACAAUCCUUUCGAGUAGAUGCCUUGUGUAUAUUUCCGUUUACACCAUGAUGGAAUGUAGCUCAUACUGUGGAUCAAACCAUCGGUUUCUAUUGCAAGAUUUGACAGAACAAAAAUGUGACAACUACCUAAGUUACCUUACAGUACAGAAAUUAGAUAGAUUCCGUUCAGUCUUCAGUAUUAUUACUUUAUGCCGUUAGGCUUUGCUUUAGUAUGCUUUGCUUUCUGUGUGUGUUUUUAUUGUUUUCUUGGAGAAUUUUUACCUCAGACUGAGUUUUCUUUUACGAAGUCCCCACUCGAGUCCACCUGUGACUGUAGGCCACUCUCAGUUGACAACGCAAGAAGUUAUUGCUAUAUGUAUGGCAGCUAAAACAGUGAGGACAUGUCAUUUUUUUUUAAUGUAAAUUUAAAACAACUUCUAUUGCGAAUUAAUGCAUCAGAUCAACAGUCAUGAACAUUAUCAGAGGAUGAAAUUACUGAGGGCUCGGACUAAUUUCUGAACAUCAAACCAUCUCGUAAAUUAAACUGCCAAAAUUAACAUUUUACAAACUACAAGUACUGAAAUAAUCCUCUUAUAAUGUCCACAGUUCUUGACUGUAAGGCUUUCAUUUGACAGCUUAUUUUCAGUGCUUUCCUGUUCCUCCUCUGAUGAUCAGAAUGGGGAUGACGACACACAACAAAGAGUCAGACAUUCAACCAACCAGCAACCAGUAUUUCUCUCCUCUGCUACAGUAUUGCUUUAAGUUGUGAGUUUUUGCAUCCAAAUAAAGGUAGAUUUUCAUGAAA